Messenger RNA from Xylaria bambusicola, 1438 nucleotides. RefSeq names its product mediator complex, subunit Med18. Bases 416 to 1198 code for a protein of 260 amino acids. The transcript is spliced from 2 exons. Gene Ontology annotation, biological process: termination of RNA polymerase II transcription; regulation of transcription by RNA polymerase II. Gene Ontology annotation, molecular function: transcription coregulator activity. The record is from RefSeq and is a predicted model, not a curated record. Lineage: Eukaryota; Fungi; Ascomycota; Sordariomycetes; Xylariales; Xylariaceae. Gene Ontology annotation, cellular component: mediator complex; core mediator complex.
AGCUAUUCAAAGCCAUUCAAAGCCCCCCAAGCACUUCCAGAUACAAUCUAUUAGGGAAAAAUCGCGGCAGAUUCGAAAAUUCUUUACCGAUUAUGUGUACAGAUGCAUGUACCUGAGCAGGUACCAAGGCACUCAAUUAGCAACCGCUUCCGACUGGCGACAAGUGCCAACGCUGCGUGGCAUCUCAACAUCAUCAGUAUCCUUCACUUACCGUAACGCCAUUACAGUGGUACCGUCUCAUCUCUUCCUGUCGCAGUGAAUUCUCUAAAGACAGUAUCCCUCUUGACUUUAUCGAUACUCUGAGCUUAGCAGAAGUACACUCUCCGCGUCGUGACGGACCGCAGCUUAUCACUCAGUUACGGGACCACAUGGUCACCAACCGUAUCCAAGACAGAGUCACGAAGCACUAUUCGAUAUGCAUGAAUUAUUUCUCACUGCAUCCGUUAAGCCAGGAGAGUUCGACACAGCCUGCGCCAUACUCCAGGGCUUAUCAUGGAUGACGGCGCGUCGGACGAUUCACCGGAUUCUCUUCUUUGCAGGUCAGCCACAGCCGAAGGGGCUGCCUAAGGCCGUACACCCAAGCGUCCUACCACGCCAGCAAGAGAAGCAGUUAUGGGGGGAAUUGAACAAGCAGCUUCUGCGCUCAUCAUACAUAUUGCAGGCCACGUAUGAGGUAGCGCCAGAGGUAGACUUCGGCAAGGAAUCUACUGUAGACCUCAACCGCCUUCCCGCCACCCUUAGAUGGACUGACUUACCGGACCCUCUACGAGAUUCUCCCAUCACAUCUAGAAAGAAGAUCGAAAUACCGUUUCCACACAACUUACCAGGAUCGCUAUUUGCGAAUGGACACACGUACACAAAUGAGCUCAUCCAAGAGAGCUAUUCAUUCAAUAGAGGGGACCUAGAGAUUGUGUUGAGCAGGUACUAUCACCUACCUGAAUCACCGGGUCGUCCUAUCGCACACCUGCCGCCAUGGGCUGAUCUACGGCCCGUCGACUCAGCGCAGAAAUGGGUGCUCAACGUCAAGUUGAAUGUCGCUGAAGACGGUCAGCCCGAGAAGCUCACGAAGGCCAACGAGGAGCUCAUGCGCAAUAAGGCAGAGUUUGACAAGCUCUUCGAUUUCAAGGUCGUCGAUCGACGUAUCUUCGAUACGAGAAUCGCCCCGCCUCCUAUUGUUCCUGGUCGCGGACCGGUCUGAAUGCAGGCAAGGUUUUGUUUUACUGUACUUACACUUACCUGAUAUACACAACUGCUUCCACCAUGGAUGUUGAGGUACUGAAGUAUAGGCGCUUGGCUUAUAGAGACCUGCAGACCUAGUAAGAAUUGUCCGCACGGGAACAUCACGUUACUCCAUGCUAGCGCUGCAUAGAUUAUUGUUUCGAGCUAUAUCAGGAUGAGCCACUGCCCAUAUCUGCGUGUGACACUCGCGGUCCUGAAG